AUGGCACAGAGCAUCCUUAUCAUCAACGGGCCAAACCUCAAUCUGCUCGGAACGAGAGAGCCUCAGAUAUACGGCUCAACAACGCUCAACGACGUCGUAACGCAAGCCCAAGCCCAAGAGGCAGAGCUAUCCAUACGGAUCGAAGCCUUCCAGUCCAAUCACGAAGGAGCCAUUGUAGACAAGAUCCAAGCCGCUCGCGGAGCCAAGGACGGAAUCAUCAUCAACCCCGGAGCCUUUACCCAUACUAGCGUUGCCAUUCGAGAUGCUCUUCUUGGCGUGGGCAUUCCGUUUGUCGAGGUCCACGUAUCGAAUGUACAUGCACGGGAGCAAUGGAGGCGACACAGCUAUUUGAGCGACAAGGCGGAGGCGGUCAUUUGUGGGUUGGGCGUGUUUGGGUAUACAGCUGCAAUUGAGUUUGCCGCGAAGCAUAUGAAGGUCAAGACAGCAUCACCUAGACUGUAA
Messenger RNA from Trichoderma citrinoviride, 462 nucleotides. RefSeq names its product Dehydroquinase. The coding region runs from base 1 to 462 and encodes 153 amino acids. Lineage: Eukaryota; Fungi; Ascomycota; Sordariomycetes; Hypocreales; Hypocreaceae. Gene Ontology annotation, biological process: quinate catabolic process. Gene Ontology annotation, molecular function: 3-dehydroquinate dehydratase activity. The transcript has a single exon. The record is from RefSeq and is a predicted model, not a curated record.